AUGGAUGAGGAUCAAGGCCCGUCCGUGAUCACGCCGACGAACUCGCAGCCGGCAAAGCGCUCUCUGCCAGCCCGCACAGUGGAGAAGUUCCGCAAAACCUUCCUCACCAAGGAGGGCCUCAUCGGCAACUACGACUAUGCUUUCCUCUUCCGUCCGAACCUCCCCUUCAUGAAGAAAUCCGACCGGCCGGCGCCCUUCUUCGGACUGAAUGACCGCAUGCCCGUGCUGCUGGCCCUCAUCCUGGGCUUCCAGCACGCCCUGGCCAUGCUUGCCGGCAUCAUCACCCCACCCAUCAUCAUGUCAGGCGGCGGCGGCGUCAAUCUCACAGCCGACCAGCAGCAGUACCUCGUCUCAACCGCCCUGAUCGUCAGCGGUCUGCUCUCCGCCAUCCAAAUCACCCGCUUCAAACUCGGCAACACAGGCUACUAUCUCGGCACGGGUCUGAUCUCUGUCGUCGGCAUCUCCUUCGCUAUCAUCCCCGUCGCCUCAGGCGCCUUCGCCCAGAUGUACGCCAACGGCUUCUGCCCGGUCGCUGAGGACGGCACCAAGCUGCCGUGCCCUCAAGGCUACGGCGCAGUCCUGGGCACAGCAGCCGUCUGUGCCCUGGUCGAAAUCGCCAUCUCUUUCGUCCCGCCCAAGAUCAUCCUGCGCGUGUUUCCACCCAUCGUCACUGGCCCGACGGUCAUGCUGAUCGGCAUCAACCUGAUCGCGUCCGGCUUCAAGAACUGGGCGGGCGGCAACGGCUCCUGCUACGGCGACAACCCGGCCCCCGAGUUCGUCAAGUGCCCUAACAUCUACGCGCCGCAUGCGCUUCCCUGGGGCUCACCCGAAUUCCUGGGUCUGGGUUUCUCCGUCUUCGUGACCAUCAUCCUGUGCGAGCGCUUCGGCUCGCCCAUCAUGAAGAGCGUCAGCGUCGUCAUUGGCCUGCUGACCGGCUGCAUCAUCGCUGCCGCGUGCGGCUACUUCGACCACAGCGGUAUCGACAGCGCGCCAUCGGCCAGCUUCAUUUGGGUGCAUACCUUCAAGCUGACAGUGUAUGGCCCGCUGGUGCUGCCGCUGAUUGCCGUGUUUAUCAUCUGCGCAUGCGAAGCCAUCGGUGACAUUACUGCCACCUGUGAUGUCUCGCGUCUCGAGGUCGAUGGCGAGAUCUAUGAGAGCCGUAUCCAGGGUGGUGUCCUGGCCGAUGGCAUCAACGGCCUCCUGGCUGCGCUGUGCACCAUCACGCCCAUGACCACCUUCGCCCAGAACAACGGUGUCAUUGCCCUCACUCGCUGCGCGAACCGUUCUGCAGGCUACUGCUGCUGCUUCUUCCUCGUAAUCAUGGGCAUCUUCACCAAAUUCGCGGCCUCCCUCGUUGCGAUCCCCUCCGCGGUCCUCGGCGGCAUGACGACCUUCCUCUUUUGCUCCGUCGCCGUCUCCGGCAUGGCCAUCAUCGCGAAGAAUCCGGGCCCCAAUCCCUUCUCCCGCCGCAACCGUUUCAUCCUGACUGCCGGCCUAGCUUUGGGCUAUGGCGCGACGCUGGUGCCCGACUACUUCUCGCACGUGUUCACGUACGAGGGUGACAACAAGGCUCUACGUGGUUUGUUGGACGCUAUUGAGCUGGUCAUGGAGACCGGGUUCGCGGUAACGGCGAUCGUGACACUCAUUCUGAACCUGACGCUGCCGCAGGAUAUGGGCGAUGAGGUGGUCGUUUCGGCGGUUGCGCCCGUGCCAGAGGGCUCGACGGUGGCUGCAGGCGGUUCGAGCGGGAGGGUGACUCCUGAUGAGAAGGUUGUCAAGGCUGCUUGA
Thermochaetoides thermophila DSM 1495 is the source of this 1788-nucleotide messenger RNA. RefSeq lists its product as uncharacterized. Gene Ontology annotation, molecular function: xanthine transmembrane transporter activity. Bases 1 to 1788 code for a protein of 595 amino acids. The transcript has 2 exons. The record is from RefSeq and is a predicted model, not a curated record. Gene Ontology annotation, cellular component: membrane; fungal-type vacuole. Gene Ontology annotation, biological process: xanthine transport; transmembrane transport. NCBI's taxonomy places the organism in Eukaryota, Fungi, Ascomycota, Sordariomycetes, Sordariales, Chaetomiaceae.